Molecule: messenger RNA, 1158 nt
Organism: Phyllotreta striolata
Lineage: Eukaryota; Metazoa; Arthropoda; Insecta; Coleoptera; Chrysomelidae
Source: the annotation of a GenBank genome assembly
AUGUAUGAGAAUAAUUCAUUUUUGAUGACAGAAGGACUCCAUGAAGGUGUACUAGGAAAUGGUACAGCGAUAAAUAGCGGUUCUAUCAAAGGGAAUUUAAUCAAAAGAAGAAUUAAACAUGAAACUGUCGACGAAACCCAACAAAAAACACACGAGAACAUCGAAACGAACGAAACAAACGAAACGGAGGAAUUUGUUCCUCAUAUAAGGUGGCCCGACACCUUCGUUCAACUCUACUUACAUUUAGGCUGUUUGUAUGGAAUAUAUUUGUGCUUAACAUCAGCCAGAUUUUACACAGUGGUAUUUGCACUUCUGACGGUAUAUAUGUCAGGUUUUGGUAUCACAGCCGGAGCUCACAGAUUGUGGUCUCAUAGAGCUUAUAAAGCCACAUGGCAGCUGCGACUGCUUUUGGUAUUAUUAUUCACAAUUACCGGCCAGAGGCACGUCUACGUAUGGGCCUUAGACCACCGUGUGCAUCACAAAUACAGCGAAACGGAUGCUGAUCCGCACAACGCGAAAAGAGGAUUUUUCUUUUCGCACGUAGGGUGGUUGGUGUUGACUCCGCACCCUAGCGUCAUAGAAAAACGAAAUUCCGUCGACAUGAGCGACUUAGAGGCUGAUCCUAUUGUCAUGUGGCAAAAAAAGUAUUACCCUAUACUGUUUCUCUUAUUUAAUAUUAUUCUGCCAGUAAGCAUUCCUGCGUAUUUUUGGCAAGAGUCCCUAUGGAAUUCAUUUUGGAUAAAUUUCAACGCUAGAUUUACCAUUACGUUGAACAUUGCCUUUUUCGUGAACAGCGUGGCUCACAUGUGGGGACAGAAACCCUACGACAAGAACAUCAGCCCAGUGGAAAACCUAGCAGUAUCCAUAGCUGCGUUGGGCGAGGGUUGGCACAAUUACCACCACGUGUUCCCAUGGGACUACAAAACGGGUGAAUUGGGUAACGGAUAUAACCCGUCCACUAGCUUCAUACACUUCUUCGCCAAACUGGGGUGGGCCUACGAAUUGAAGAGUGUAUCGAAGAAUAUGAUUCUUAGAAGGGCUAAGAAAACGGGCGACGGGAGCCAUCCCCAAAUAUGGGGCUACGGUGACGAGGACAUCGAAAAGGAGGACAAGGAAGAACUCGAACGCAUGGCGGCGGAAGAAAUGACAGUUGAAUAA